Acyrthosiphon pisum (pea aphid) is the source of this 2905-nucleotide messenger RNA. RefSeq lists its product as uncharacterized. NCBI's taxonomy places the organism in Eukaryota, Metazoa, Arthropoda, Insecta, Hemiptera, Aphididae. The coding region runs from base 862 to 1605 and encodes 247 amino acids. The transcript has 2 exons. The record is from RefSeq and is a predicted model, not a curated record.
AUAUAUACUCUAUUACGUGAAGCGAAUAUAUAUAGGUAUCGAUGUACGGGGUCCGUCAUAUGAAUUUAAUAUAUACAGAACGUAGAAGUAUAUAUAUAUUGAUAUGUCAAACGUAGUAUCAUGUGUUUGGGUGGUUUUACGAAAGCGUCAAGAUUUCGACAACCCCCGUGGUAGUUGGUUCAUCAGCUAUAAAGAGGCCAAAGCCCGUCGCUAUACCUACCCUCAUAUUAUAUACAUAAUAAUAUUAUGCUCCUAUCGUAUUAUAUUUUAUUUUUCGACGUGUGGUAUGUAUACAACGUUCACUAUAAUAUGUUAUUUUUAUUAUUAUUAUUACAAAAAAAACGUAUAAAUACGUACGGUGGGUGUGUGUGUGUGAGUGUGUGUGUUCUGCCGCCGCGCCGUUGCCUCGCGCGCGGUAAAUAAUAAUGACGACCUGUGUUAGUACGAAGCACAGAAUCAAUAAUGGCCGCGCAAUCGCAUUUUACACGCCGCCGUGGUCUGCUGUGUCUCCGCCGCUGCCACCUCCACCUCGGCUACUGUAUACCACCACAACACCACCACCACCAUCGAGUUCCAUCCGUACACCGAUAAACGCGAAACGAAACGUAAACAAUAAACGGUUUAAAUAUCGUGGUCUGUGCCGAAUUUUUUUUUUUCAAUUUUCCCGCGGACCACGGUGACAAUAUAACACGGCAGGACGAAAAGAAUAUAAUACUGUGUCUGCUCUACACAGAUGACAGAUGUCUUCCGUCGGAGGACACCACCACCCCCCUCCCACAGGCGCCUCCACUCGCACCUCCCGAAGAAUAUCCCUCUCUUCGGGGAAUCGGCGACACGACGACGAUAGGGACCAUCGUCAUCAUGCGUGUCGUUGCGUCUCGACGUAUGAACAUGUUGGGGCAGGUUAGAAUCGCGUUGGCGGCGCAAAGCACGAUGCAGCGACCUGUGGCGGAUAGUCUGGACAACGAAGAUGACGUCGACUGCGAUUGGCCGGUGUGCGAAAAUUUGUUGCGAUCGUUGUCCGAAGAUGUGCGGCCAACCACGGUGGUGGAGGUGUCGGUGGACGGUGACGCGGUGGCCUCCAACGUCCGACUGUGUAUGGCCGAACGGGUUGCACCAGCUGCCGAGACGAUGCAGCGGCUGCGGUUGCGGUGGCUACUUCGGCGGUGGUCGGCAAACGGUGGCGGAGCGGUCACGGCGGCGGUGGCCGAGUCCAGACGGAUGCAAGUUCGCCUGAUGACCGUGCCGUCUGCGUACGCGGCGGACGGCGAGUACUAUGCGUCCGAAACAGCGUACGUGUCACGUACGGUGGAAGAAUUGUCGUCGGAACCAUGGGUGACGGAACCACCGGUCAACGGCUACACGUACACCGCAGGCACCGUGCACUACGACAGCGAUACGGGUGCGUGUCAUCUUCACGGUUUCACUGACCGGCGGGCCCGGGUAACCGUCGAUUGCGCCCUUCUGACGGUUGUCCUGCCUCGGCACCGGACCACCGUCAAGAUGUACUCCACGCUCCGAUCGCCGCCUGCUGAAGACGCGGGCCCUCCCGUUCUGGUGCCGCACCACUUCCAAGUGUUCUCGCGUGACGUACUGUUCCGCUAACGCACAUAUCACAUAUAAUCAUCACAGUAUCAACAUACUUAGUUAUAUAGUCAUGUGCCUCGAUCUAGAAAUGUCCGUCUACUAAUAUUAUAUUACAAGUACCUACCUUAUACCUAUUAGAUUUUUUAUAUUAUUUUUUUGCUAUUAUACUUACCUAGGUACUAUGAAAUAUGUUAUACAUUUAUAAGUGCAUUAUGUAUGAACAUAAUAAUUUAUAACUAAUAAUUCACUCAUCACUGUACAGUUCGAUUAAUACACUAUUUAUAUUUAUAAAUAAAAUCUAAAAUUAAAAUCUUUAUAUCUUAUCAUUUAUCAAUGUACAUACCUACCCAUGCUACAGUACCAAAAACGGAUCUAUAACUGCGACUCAUCGGUGAAUAUAACACGAUUACAAGUAUAUAGCCAUCGGCGGAUUUACCUGGAUUCGGAAGAGGGAGAUAUAUACCAGCGAGGUUCACUCGAUUUUCUGGCUCUCUAGGAUUUUGAACUUGUUUCAGUGACUAUUAUUCCAUUUAAAUACUGUUAAACUGGUUUCUACUGUACUUGCAGAGAACAGCUUCUUUCAGUCUAUAUGUAUUAUAUUUGGUCUAGUAUUCUGGGUGUGUGUGUGUGUGUGUGUGUGUGUUUGCACGGGUCAAACAAACGUCUGGUGAUGGUGGUCAGUGGCGUGAGUUGUCGUCAAGUGUAAAAAGAUCUUUACAACACAGACCGUGGACAAAAUAUGAGGAUAAUCAUCCCCCGCGCAGAAAGGCUGCAACGGUAGGAGUGAGUGUGAUUGAGGGUGCAGAUGAGGAAGAGAGAGACGACACCGUCUUUUGUUUUCUCGGAGAAUUCAAAAAAUGUGUUUAGGUCGACUGUUUUCUGCGUAUAUAGCCGUAUAGGUAUAUACAAUAUAUAUGUAUACUCUGCAGUAAGCACGCAUAUACAGGAAAUACUGUAAUAUAAUAUGUAUACAAUAUACAUGUAUUCGUGACGUGAAUUUAUUAUUAUACCGCAGCGAGUACAUAUAGUGUGGUUUGCGCACACGAACCGCGUAAAUGCGAUUAUAAUACAAAGGCAUGGCAACGACGAACGGCGGGUGAAGUGGGGUGGAAAAUUCUCGGUUUGACGAUUUUUUUUUUCGAACCCUGCCGCCAUCGAGAAACUUUGUUGUUGAGUGUACGGAAGUAUCGUUAUUAUUGUCUGGGGACAAACGAAUUUAUUGUGGAUACAUAUUAUAAUAUAAUAAUAUGAUUAAUAUGUGCAUACCUAUAAAUUAGAACAAACGCAAUAGCUAAUAUUAUAUUAUAAUGCUCAUAUA